UGUAAGGGAGUUUUAGUAAAUAUAGGCUAAGAAUAGGGGAAUGAUAGUAAUUGUCGCUUGUAUGUUUUGCUUUAAUAUAGUACAGAGAGAAGCACUCUUCCUGGUCUUACUUAAAUUUUUCUACUUCGCAAGUGGCAACUUGUUUGAUUAAUUUGAUAUGAUUGUCUUCCCUCGUUGUAUAUAAAUUGCUGCCUUGCUUCUGUUCCGUUUAUUGCUCUGCUGCCUUCAUUCAUUUCUUCUUGAGGUGGAUACCCUUUUCUGGGUAUUGCUGGAAUCUAAGGUUUCAGCCUUUUGCUGAAUAUAGACAUCGAAUUUGCUAAGUUCUAGGUGAAUUACCAAAACAACAGAAUAAGCAAUACAGUAUACCCCAGCAUCUAGCAACCAUGGCAGAAGAAGAUAUCUAUGCUAAAGAUGGAACGGUUGAUUAUCGUAAGAGACCAGCAAUCAAGAAGGAAACAGGAACCUGGAAAGCUUGCCCCUUUAUCCUAGGUAAUGAAUGCUGUGAACGUUUGGCAUACUAUGGGAUGAGCACCAACCUUGUGAAUUAUCUCUUGAAACGACUCGGCCAGGGUACUGCUUCAUCUGCUAAUAAUGUCACUAAUUGGUCUGGAACUUGCUACAUUACACCAUUGAUUGGAGCCUUUCUAGCUGAUGCCUACCUCGGAAGAUAUUGGACAAUUGCCAUUUUCUCGAUCAUCUAUGUUUUUGGGCUGACAUUGCUAACGUUGUCAGCAUCUGUGCAUGGACUAGUUCCAUCAUCCUGCGACAGCAAUGGUGUUUGCCACCCAACAAUAGGACAAAGUGUCAUCUGCUUUGCAGCACUUUACAUUAUUGCUCUGGGGACUGGAGGGAUCAAGCCUUGUGUCUCCUCCUUUGGUGCAGAUCAGUUUGAUGAAGCUGACGAGGCUGAGCGGAAACAUAAAAAUUCUUUCUUCAAUUGGUUUUAUUUUUCUAUCAACAUCGGUGCUCUUGUUGCUGCUUCUGUUUUGGUGUAUAUACAGAUGCAUGUGGGAUGGGGAUGGGGUUUUGGUAUUCCAGCAGUGGCAAUGGCAAUUGCAGUUGUGAGUUUCUUCUCAGGUACACGGAGGUUUCGGAACCAGAAACCAGGAGGUAGCCCUCUGACACGCCUUUGCCAGGUGAUCGUUGCAUCCUUGAAGAAAUUUCAAGUUACAGUACCUGCUGAUAAGUCUCUUCUGUAUGAGACUGCAGAUGAGGAGUCUGUUGUCAAAGGAAGUCGCAAGCUUGAUCACACAAAUACGUUGACUUUCUUGGACAAAGCAGCAGUUGGGACAGAGAAAGAUCAGAUCAAGGGCUCAGUUAAUCCAUGGAGACUCUGCUCGGUGACUCAAGUUGAGGAGCUCAAGUGCAUUAUACGAAUGCUUCCUGUAUGGGCCACCGGCAUAAUCUUUUCUACUGUAUAUGCUCAGAUGAGCACCAUGUUUGUCUUGCAAGGAGACACCAUGGACAUUCACAUGGGACCACACUUUACAAUCCCCCCAGCAUCUCUCUCCAUCUUUGACACAAUCAGUGUGCUUAUCUGGGUUCCAAUUUAUGACUUCCUUAUUGUCCCAUUUGUCAGAAGAUUCACUGGGCACAAACAUGGAUUCACUCAACUCCAACGGAUGGGAAUCGGCCUUUUCAUCUCAAUCUUUUCCAUGGUGGCUGCAACAAUUCUGGAGGUAAAGAGACUUCACAUGGUUAGGCAGCGCAACCUAUACGAUGCUGAUGAUACCAUACCAAUGUCAGUAUUUUGGCAGAUCCCACAAUACUUCCUCAUUGGAUGUUCAGAGGUGUUCACCUUCAUUGGGCAGUUGGAGUUCUUCUAUGAGCAAGCACCUGAUUCCAUGCGGAGCCUGUGCUCCGCUCUCUCACUCACAACAAUAGCCCUUGGGAACUUCUUGAGCACACUACUAGUUAACAUUGUUACUAGUAUCACAAAAAGGAAUGGAAAUCCUGGCUGGAUACCAGACAAUUUGAACCGGGGUCACAUUGACUACUUCUUUUUGCUCUUGGCCAUCAUGAGUAUUGUGAACUUGAUAGUUUAUAUCUUCAUUGCAAGGUGGUUCACCUAUAAAAAGGCUGUUGGGGAAUUUCGUAAAUAGUUACAUGAUCUUAUGCUUCAAUGAAACGAUUGAUAGGUUUCACAAGUAUACUUGUACCCUCUUUCUGUAUUGAGGGUAGCAGUCUUGAUUGUAUUUUUAUAGGUGCUUUUGUACUUUUUAGUUCUUACUGUUUCUGAUGGUCGGAGUUUAAGGAGUAGUAAAAUUUUCAGGGGCCAGCACUAGAAAAAAAAAAUGUUGGCUUUUGAAGACCAAAGAAUCAAGAAUGGAGAACUUGUUCUUUGCACUCUCAAAUAAAUGUAAAACAGCUACAAUUCAUCACUGCAAUUCACUGGUGUCUCUUAACA
Molecule: messenger RNA, 2407 nt
Organism: Macadamia integrifolia
Lineage: Eukaryota; Viridiplantae; Streptophyta; Magnoliopsida; Proteales; Proteaceae
Product: protein NRT1/ PTR FAMILY 8.1-like
Exons: 5
Coding region: 384-2102 (572 amino acids)
Biological process (GO): transmembrane transport; oligopeptide transport
Cellular component (GO): membrane
Molecular function (GO): transmembrane transporter activity
Source: RefSeq, a predicted model, not a curated record